Molecule: messenger RNA, 2232 nt
Organism: Dicrocoelium dendriticum
Lineage: Eukaryota; Metazoa; Platyhelminthes; Trematoda; Plagiorchiida; Dicrocoeliidae
Source: the annotation of a GenBank genome assembly
AUGGGGACUGCUUUUGAAACUGAAAUGGGUGUUCUUCCCGAGUUGUCGAAGGCCGUGCAAGAAAUGGACUGGAUUCUUCCCACAGAUAUUCAGAGUGAAGCAGUGCCUCUCAUUUUAGGCGGCGGUGACGUCCUCAUGGCUGCUGAAACCGGAAGUGGGAAAACUGGCGCUUUUUGUUUACCUGUGCUCCAAAUUGUCUACGAGACACUGAAAGAUCUGCAGUCAGGGAAGCAAGGGAAGCCCGUCCCCUCAGUCAGUGGAGGCCAAAAAGCCGUGAAACUCAACGCAUUCGAUCGGACCGAUGCGAUGGCCAUCGACGCCGAUGGUCUUCUUUGCCAGAGUCGCGAUCCUGGCGGUUGGCAUGGUGCUAGGACCAAUCGGGGCGUUCGAAAUUCCGGUCGUUACUACUACGAAGCCACGGUAACAGACGAGGGAUUAUGCCGUAUUGGUUGGUCCACCCUCCGUGCCUCCCAUGACGUGGGCACAGAUGCCGAAAGUUUUGGCUUUGGCGGCACUGGCAAGAUGUCGCAUCGCCGUCAGUUUGACACGUAUGGAGAGUCCUUUGGCAAGGGGGACACUAUUGGCUCCUUCCUCGAUUUGGAUCAUGGCACCAUUCACUGGUCCAAAAACGGCAGGGCAUUCUCUAAGGCCUACGACGUUCCAGGACCACUGCGUUCCACUGGUCUUUUUCCCUCUGUUUGUCUGAAAAAUGCCGAAUUGCGCUUCAAUUUUGGUGACUCUCCAUUUGUGCACCCUCCUCCCGCUGGUUGGAUGGCGGUCAGUUCGGCUUCUGGUUCCAAUGUUGCUGAGUCAACACUUACCGGGUCUACUGUUAGUACCCGAUCAACUCCAAAGCCUAAUGCACCAUUGGCCUUAAUUAUGGAGCCUUCUCGGGAAUUGGCUGAACAAACCUAUGAACAAAUCAAGAAAUUCAAGCGCUAUUUGAAAGAUCCGUGUCCACGAGAGUUGUUGAUCAUUGGUGGAGCCAAUGCCAAACAGCAGCUGGAUGCUUUGAGUAGCGGCGUGGAUAUCGUGGUGGCCACUCCUGGUCGCUUGGAUGAUCUUCUCUCAUCUGGGUCUCUGUCUCUGAGUAAUUGUCGCUUUUUCAUUUUGGACGAAUGCGAUGGGCUCCUGUCGGCGGGGUAUGGGGAUAUGAUCAGUAGGAUGCAUAGCAAGAUUCCGAAAGUUACUCCGGAUGGCAAUCGGCUACAGAUGGUCGUUUGUUCUGCCACACUGCACUCCUUCGAGGUGAAAAAGUUAGCUAACAAGCUUAUGCAUUUCCCUGUGUGGAUCGAUUUGAAAGGACAGGACAGCGUGCCGGAGACAGUGCACCACGUGGUCUGUCGCGUUGACCCCCACGCGGAUCAGUCAUGGAAAGGGAUGUUGCAGAGCAACCGGAAUCACAUUCAAACAGACGGGGUCCAUUUAAAGGAUGGAUGUCACCCAAACGAUCCGUCUGCAGAAACGUUGUCCGAGGCUGUGAAACUACUCAAGGGAGAAUACGUUUGCCGUGCAAUCCAGCAACAAAAGAUGGAUCGGGCUCUGAUAUUUUGCCGCACCAAGUUGGACUGUGAUAAUCUGGAGCAGUUUUUCAUUGCUCGAGGCGGAGGCCCGAACCGACGAGAAUCCAUGUUUAGCUGCGUGUGUCUUCACAGCGAUAGGAAUCCAGGCGAGCGGAAAGCAAAUUUGCAAAAGUUCAAAAACGGAGAUGUCCGCUUCCUCAUAUGCACUGAUGUCGCUGCGCGGGGUAUUGAUAUAGCUGGUCUGCCUUAUGUCAUUAACGUAACGCUUCCGGACGAGAAACAGAAUUAUGUCCAUCGAAUAGGUCGAGUCGGUCGCGCCGAGCGCAUGGGACUAGCGAUCAGUCUUGUCGCGACCGUUAAGGAAAAGGUCUGGUACCACUCGAAUUGUUCUACACGUGGACGUGGGUGUUACAACACCCGUUUGGUGGAACAAGGUGGUUGUUGCAUGUGGUACAAUGAGGCGAAUCUGUUGGGCGAAAUAGAAGAGCAUUUGGGCGUGACAAUUGAUACAGUGGACUCAAAUUUGCUCGUGCCCACUGAUGCAUUUGAUGGCAAAGUUGUCUAUGGACAGAAAAUGAAACAGCUGGGUCCGAAGUAUCAGAGUCACGUUGACGUCCUUGCUUCUGCUGUGAAGGAACUCAAUCGGUUGGAGAAAUCAGCCCAACAGAGUUAUCUCAAAUUGAAAUACGGUGCAGAGAUAACGUCUUAA